Mizuhopecten yessoensis (Yesso scallop) is the source of this 2817-nucleotide messenger RNA. RefSeq names its product enoyl-CoA delta isomerase 1, peroxisomal-like. The transcript has 2 exons. NCBI's taxonomy places the organism in Eukaryota, Metazoa, Mollusca, Bivalvia, Pectinida, Pectinidae. Gene Ontology annotation, molecular function: delta(3)-delta(2)-enoyl-CoA isomerase activity; enoyl-CoA hydratase activity. Bases 1 to 537 code for a protein of 178 amino acids. Gene Ontology annotation, cellular component: peroxisome. Gene Ontology annotation, biological process: fatty acid beta-oxidation. The record is from RefSeq and is a predicted model, not a curated record.
AUGUCACGUAGAAGACGGACUCUCUAUACAAGUGUAUGUUUAGGGGAUCAUCCUGACUAUAUUUACAAGUUUUUGACAUGUACUCGGGAUUUGAUCGUUAUUAAUUCAUGUAUUCACAAUUCGGUUACAGGUCAUGCGUUUGGUGGUGGAGCUUUUCUGGCCAUGUCCCAUGACUACCGGGUGAUGAGGUCAGAUAGAGGCUGGAUUUCAUGGAACGAGACUCAUCUGAAGCUACGUUUAGGUGAUAUGUUUUUAAACCUCCUCAGUAAAAAGGUAUUGGCUAUGGAAUCUAUACGGGAGGCUGUGCUAUUCGGUAAACGUGCUACCGCUAAUGAGGCCAAAGAACUCUUUCUUGUUGAUGCAAUGACCGAGUUAUCGGAAUUGAUACCAAAAGCUAAACAGAUGGCACUAGAGGCGCUUGGACCUAAUGGGAUCGACAGGGAGAUGUUACAACGAAUGAAGCAGGAUUUAUACGUUAGACCAUCUGGGGAGAAGUCCUUCCUACCAGAAACAAAUCUUAAAGGAUCCAAAUUGUGAUAAGUGUGCUGUUUUAAUGUGCAGCUUACCUGUAAAGACUUGCCAGUUAGGAGAACAUUGAACAUAUCACUAAGGAAUAACAAUUACCCUAAGUCUAGAUGAUGCACAUUAAACGCUGUGAUAUAUCACUUGUGAUUUAUUAUACAGACUCUGUGAUACUUCAUAAUUUUAAUGCAAUAUAUUCCAUAAUCAGGUCUAUCAUUUCGUGGCAUGAAUGUUUCAGCCCAUAUGAUAGGGCACCUUUAAAUGAGAUAAAGAAUGUGAUAUAGAAUAUUACAUUCCGUAGCUCACACACAGAACAGUAUUAAUCAGUAGGCCGUCGUUCAUCUGUUCCUGACGUCGUUAAUCUGUACCCGAUGUUGUUAAUCUGUACCUGACGUCGUUAAUCUGUACCCGAUGUCGUUAAUCUGUACCUGACGUCGUUAAUCUGUACCUGAUGUCGUUGAUCUGUACCCGAUGUCGUUAAUCUGUACCUGACGUCGUUAAUCUGUACCUGACGUCGUUAAUUUGUACCUGACGUUGUUAAUCUGUACCCGAUGUCGUUAAUCUGUACCUGACGUCGUUAAUCUGUACCUGACGUCGUUAAUCUGUACCCGAUGUCGUUAAAAUGUACUCGAUGUCGUUAAUCUGUACCCGACGUCGUUAAUCUGUACCCAACGUCGUUUUUGCCACACUUUUGUCAUUAUUAUUAAGAACAUUUGUCGAUGUGUAAUGAAUAACCCAAGUACAUUGUACAUCUUUAUCUGUCGGUAGAAUUGGUUUAUUACCUGGAGCCACAUAUCUACUCGUGGUUACAUUAAUUUGUGGGUUUAUUCGUUCUUAUGCAAUCACUACUAGCUACAGCCUCAAAACAAGACGUGUGCAUGAUAGAAAGUAAGCUUUCUCAGUAACCAGCUGUUAUUAUCAGGUGGUAUCAAUACCACUUCAAAAGGAUGAGAGUUUCUGUCGACUUUCAUGGUUUGAUAACAUAUAAAAACAUAUACAGUGAUCAAUCCUCGGUGCUUAUUGUGAAUCGGAUAAGUCUCUGCGGUCCUGGAAUAACGCCUUGAACAGUCUCGGAUAUUUAAACAGCAAUGUAUGCAUGUAUAUCACACAUUCCACGUAUCACAUCGAUUAUAUCUAUUAGAUUGAUGAUUGCUUUAGGAGGCAUAUUUUAUUAUUGUACUUACUCUGAAUCUGAUUUAUACAAUUUGUUUUGAGAUGGAAGAUUUAUAUUUGUAUUUAUUGUUGGUGUAACAAGAAAUCAAUGUAGGGAGAAUGAGUUAUUGUCGGUGAUUUGUUUACUACAAUUAAUUGUGUUGUGUACAUUUAUUGUCCGCGUUGAUAAAAUAUUUAUUAAAAUUAUUUCGUUAAAGACAAUGUUAACGCCUUCUUCUGAAUAAUCAAAAUGGCCUGGGUGGUGAUAUUUGGCCAGUAGUAUGAUGGUAUGAAGGGUUACCAAGUGUAUUCAAAUUAAUAACCUUCAAUCAUAUUCAAGAUCGCACGCGUCGUUUGUCUUAAAUUAUAAGGAUAAUGAUAUUUGCCCAUUAAUAUGCUAGGAUAAAAUGGCUCCCAAGUAUGUCCAGAUGAAUCAUUUUCACCCGUAUUCAAGGUCACAGGGGUCAAGUAUGAUGAAGUCUUUAAACGACUUCUUCUGAAUAACCAGAAGGCCCAGGGUGAUCUGGCAAGUAACAUGCUGGAAUGAGUGAAUGACCAUCGAUAUACAAAAUCACAGGAGUCGAAUGUUUUGAAACUUUCAAACAACUUCUGAAUUUUUCCAGUAGCAUGCUCAGACGAAGAGCUAUCAACUGUGUUCCUGUGAAUGACCUUGUCUCACUUUUAAGGUGACAUAUGGUAAAAUGUGUAUGUAUACAUCUUUAAAUGACCUUACCUCAAUAAACAAGGUCUAGUUAAAUUUUGAGACCGUGCUCAUGAGGCGAAUAGAAACAAAACAGAGGACAAAAUGAAAUACACUAAGGAUGGACUUAUGAACACGAUUGAGUUUCACAUUGGUAUUAUAUUGGAAAGUUCGUUUGCAAGAUUUUCCAUCAGACUAAAGGCAUUCCUUUGGUAACAAGCUGUGCCCAUCCUCUGGCCUCUUGUGCUUGUUUUCAUAUAAGGUGGACUUUUUUGAAAAUGUCAAUAGAUCUGGCAGCAAAAUCCUUGCCAAGUCCUUGAAUUUCAUCUUUUAGAUAUAUAGAUGAUGUGCUGUCUUGAAAUAAUCACAAUUUUGGAUGACCACAUCGCAGAUUAUAUAUUGCAAUAAUUAUAAUGUACAACAUUUAUAUAGCGCCCCAUAUA